UACAAAACAAAAAUGAAACGAUCUUCGCGUAAACUUGAUUCCUUUUUCGGAGAAAUUACACCAAUUGAUGUUUGUAUUAGCGAGAUCAGGAAAGAAGGUGUAAAGGCUAUGUUGGAAUCAAAGGUACCACUAUGUUACUUUCUGCAUUUCUUGCUGAGCGAAUAUAGCUCCGAAAACUUGUUCUUUUACUUAGAAGUGGAACAGUAUGAAACUAUGCAGUUUUUAACAAUAGCGGAGCAAAAGGCAUUAGCACAGCAAAUAUUUGACCAGUAUGUUUCAGACGAUGCCGAUUUUGAAAUCAACCUUGAAGACAAAGUG
Molecule: messenger RNA, 318 nt
Organism: Mycotypha africana
Lineage: Eukaryota; Fungi; Mucoromycota; Mucoromycetes; Mucorales; Mycotyphaceae
Exons: 2
Source: RefSeq, a predicted model, not a curated record